UGCUCCGCUCUCUCGUUUUCGUCCCCACUCAAACAUUUCAUCGAUCGAGAGAUCGAGGGAGAGAGGGAGCAUCGCGCGAAGAGGAGCGAAUACCCGAGACAGUGCAGGUAGGAAACAAUGAACGCCCCUGAUCGGUACGAGAGGUUCGUCGUUCCCGAAGGUACCAAGAAGGUUUCGUACGAGCGAGACACCAAGAUCAUCAACGCUGCUUCAUUCACUGUCGAAAGGGAAGACCACACCAUCGGCAACAUUCUUCGCAUGCAAUUGCACAGAGAUGAGAAUGUACUCUUCGCUGGUUACAAGCUUCCUCACCCUCUGCAGUAUAAGAUCAUUGUCCGGGUACACACUACAAGCCAGUCAUCGCCCAUGCAGGCAUAUAAUCAGGCUAUUAAUGAUCUUGACAAGGAACUUGAUCAUUUAAGGAAUGCUUUUGAGACUGAGAUGGCUAAGCAUUCAAGGGACUACUAGUUACGUUUGGGAACGACUGUUUAUUCUUGCUUGCUUAUGUAUUGAUAGGUGGAGGUGUUAUACUAGAAAGAACUGUCUGUGGUCAUGUAACAGAUUCUUGCUUCAUUAGGAUAAACGUAAUGGAUUCUCGGGGUUUUGUCCUUGGCAAAUUGGCAUAUUCAGCUGUUUGGUUUUCUAGCUGAGGGUUCAAGCACCGUUGUUAUCAACCUAUUGUACUUCUCUUUGUCUAAUGAUUUCCUUCAACUAUCGCAUCACUGCAGUCCAGUUGAAUAUAGCUAUAUGGUUUGCAUGA
Messenger RNA from Rhodamnia argentea, 760 nucleotides. Its product is annotated as DNA-directed RNA polymerases II, IV and V subunit 11. The transcript is spliced from 5 exons. The record is from RefSeq and is a predicted model, not a curated record. The coding region runs from base 118 to 468 and encodes 116 amino acids. Lineage: Eukaryota; Viridiplantae; Streptophyta; Magnoliopsida; Myrtales; Myrtaceae. Gene Ontology annotation, biological process: transcription by RNA polymerase II. Gene Ontology annotation, molecular function: protein dimerization activity; DNA binding. Gene Ontology annotation, cellular component: RNA polymerase II, core complex.